AUGGAAAGAAGUAUGUCAGAACCAGAUGCGCUUUCAGAAAGAUCUAAAUUGGCUUAUAGUAUUGGAACUGUUCUAAAUGAUUUAACUCUACCAAUGUGGUUUUCAUAUUCACUUGUAUUUUAUCAUCGUGUGGUGAAUUUUACAACUGCGUCUGCUGGUUAUUUAUUUUUAAUUGGACAAAUAGUUGGUGCUGUAUCAAUAAUAUUUAUUGGCUUGGUAUCUGAUCGUACACGAAUUGGUCUAUUUCAUUAUGGAAGACGAAAAACUUGGCAUCUUAUUGGUGUUAUUUGUACACUUUGUUCAUUUCCAUUUUGUUUUAAUUUAUGCGUUGGAUGUAAAGAUAGUGAUUUACGGGUACAAUUUAUUUAUUAUACAAUAUUUAUUAUUAUUUCUCAAUUUGGUAUAUCAUGUUCACAAGUUGUACAUUUAGCAAUGAUCAAUGAAUUAACACAUCAAGAUAGUGAACGCGUUGCACUUUAUGCAUAUCGUUUUGCUUGGGCUUUCAUAUCAAAUAUAUUUGUUUAUGGAAUGGCUAGUAUUUUAUUAGGAUUUCCUUCAAAUAAUGAUAAAAAUAAUAUAACAUCAGCUGAUGCACCUAUAUUUCGUACAUUAGCAUUUAUUGUUGUUGGUUUUGGUUUUAUUUGUAUGAUUAUAUUUCAUGUUGGUUUAAAAGAAUCUCAACAACCAGCUGAAGAAACACAAUAUCAUUUACAAUUAUCAUCUAGCGAAAGAUUAAAACGAAUGACGUGGAAAAAUUUUUUAUGUGAAAAAGAAUUUUAUCAAUGUACAUUUAUUUGGACAUGUGCGAGAGUUAUUCUUAAUGUUACACGGAUAUUUAUUCCAUUAUGUAUAAUUGAUACAAUCUUAACAUUAAAUCGAGUAUUUGUUGCUAUUGCUCCAUUAUGUAUUUGUAUAAUUGGGGUACUUGCAUCUUUUCCUAUGCGUGCAUUAAACAAACGAUUGGGUCGAAACCUAACUAGUAUUGUUGGUUUUGGUUUUAUAUUAGUUAGUGUGAUUUUAUUUUGGUUUAUUUUUGAUUUAAAAAGUAAUAUACAAAUUGAAAUAGCUAUAAUAUCAACUUGUGUUUUACUCGGUAUUGGAAUAUCAACAAUAAUCAUUUGCUCUUCUGCUCUAGCAUCUGAUUUAAUUGGUUCAAAUACAGAAUGUGUAGCAUUUGUUUAUGCAAUAAUGUCAUUUACUGAUAAAAUUGCCGAUGGUGUAGUUAUUGCUAUUAUUCAACAGUUUAAUCCAUGUACAUUAUCUUCAACACGUAUCUGUGCAUUAUAUUAUAGAUAUAUAGUAACAUUUAUAUCAAGUGGUCUUGCAAUUUUAUCGAUCAUAAUGAUAUUAAGUAUAUGGAAAACAAAUAUAGGUGGUAACCGCUAUGAAAUAAUUCAAGAAGGACAAAAUGAUACAGAUCCAAAAACUGAAGUUGCAAAUGAGAAUAAAUACAGUUUUUUACUCAAAAUAUUAAUAAAUAAUUAUUAUGUUGUUCAUUUACUUGGUAAUGAUUUAGGGUUUGAUGCACAAAUUGCUGGUUAUUUAACAUCAUCUGUAUCAUCAAAAACAGCUGGAAAAUAA
This is a messenger RNA of Rotaria sordida, 1581 nucleotides long. The record is from the annotation of a GenBank genome assembly. Lineage: Eukaryota; Metazoa; Rotifera; Eurotatoria; Philodinida; Philodinidae.